Messenger RNA from Leucoraja erinaceus (little skate), 2438 nucleotides. RefSeq names its product lectin-like. Lineage: Eukaryota; Metazoa; Chordata; Chondrichthyes; Rajiformes; Rajidae. The record is from RefSeq and is a predicted model, not a curated record. The transcript has 5 exons. The coding region runs from base 218 to 775 and encodes 185 amino acids.
ACCACAUUAUCUCCUAUUAGUUCUCAAUUAUAUUUUCGUUUUCUAAUCUCUUGAGCAAAUAACAGCUCUAUUCACCAAUUUCCAACUACUCACAAAGAGGUGUUUGUUCAUCAGCCUCACUGUAUAUAAAUGCCCUCGGCAUGCAAUUACAAGCACUUGCCUGGAACAUCCUGGAGGGUGCGAAUUGCUGGCCUGUAACCGCACCAUUUUCUCUGCAAUGGACCCAGGAACAAAACUCUUGCUGUUUUUUGCUUCACUCUGUUGCUGUGAUCUGCAAGCAGCUGAGGAAGAUGUGGCUGAGUCGAAGAUCACGGAACGGAGGGAGCACAAACGCCGAAAACGAGAACAGUUCUGUGACGUGUGGUGUCUUCCAAACUGGGCUCUGUACAAUUACACCUGUUACCGAGUGUUACCCGGACUUCGUACAUGGGUUGACGCUGAGGUGUAUUGUCAGAAUAUGGUACCAGGUGGUCAUCUUGCCUCACUUCACAGUUUGGAGACGAGUGAGUUUCUUGCAGAUCUAUCUUUGAAUACAUUGAAUUCCAAUAUGGUUUGGGUUGGUGCCUCUGACAAGUACAAGGCACAGAUCUUUUUCUGGACAGAUGGAUCUCAGUGGGAUUAUUUCCUCUGGCAAAGUAACUAUCCUACUGUAGGACUAUUAAAUCACCAUUGUGUUCUACUCCAAUGUGUUGGACUAGAUGCCCAUUCUAUGAGCAAUGCGGAUUGUUCACAAAGCUUUGCAGCCGUUUGUGAGUACAAGCCGGAGUUUGAUUAGUCUACCUUUCUAAUCACAAACCAAAUCUCUGCUUGCCGAGCAAAUCUCAGAACAAAAACUAGCCACUGUUUUUUCAGUUGUAGUUGACUCUCUCAGGACAAUCUGAACCAUUUAAAGGCACUCUGUUAUCUGAAACAAGAUUGGGUCAGAAGUAACAAAAUGUACAGCAGCUAAGGCAAGGAUGACUCUUGUCAUGUACUACUGCCAAGGCCAGUGCAGAAAUCAUAAGCUCCAAGACAACGACUCACUAGACUGCUGCAAAAAGUUAACGCUGUAUCCACCUGCCCUUUCACUACCAGACAGUGAAAAUACUUCAAUAAUCAACCUGGAGCGGGACAGAUACCAACACUCAAGAGAAAGCUAAAGAUCUUUGAAUACUAUAACAGCACGUUGCAUUUAUAAGGAGCCUUUAUUGUACUAACAUGUUUUGGACUAUUCUGCUGCCAGACUUCAAAACCUGUCCAAUGUUGUUGCACAGCUUCAGAGAUCUUAUAUGCUCCAGCGUAUUAUAUGCUACUUCCAAUUUUUGAAUAAAAUCAGAAGCAAACAGAAAGUAGAUGAUAAACCCCUACAUGCCCUUUCAUCUCAGAUCCUGCCCGUCAAUGGCAGUGAGAGGAUGAGAGCCCUGAUGGAGUAUAAUACAACAUGAAUUAAACCAUAGAAAGACAGAUGAUGCAUGUUGAUGCUCUUGCAUUCACAUAAAACCAUGGAGUCAUCCGCACAGUAACAGACCCUUCGACCAACUCAUCCAUGUUGACCAAGAUACCCAAUCAAAGCUACUCCCAUCUGCCUGCAUUUGCUCCAUGUCCCUCUAAACUUUUCCUCUCCGUGUACCUGUUCAAUUAUCCUUUAAAUGUUGUUAUUGUCCUGCCUCAACUGCAUUCUCUGCCAGUUUGUUUCAUAUAACCACUACCCUCUGUGAGGAAAAAGUUGCCCCUCAUGGUACGUGAGCUCCCAGAGGAGGCAUUUGAGGCGGAUACUAUAACAACAUAUAAAAGUCAAUUGGACAUGUAUGUAGACAGGAAAGGUUCAGGGAGAUAUGGGCCGUGUAGGCAGGUAGGAUUUGCAUAGAUGUAGCAUUUUGGUUGGCAAAAGAGGGUAGUGGAUAGAAACAUAGAAACAUAGAAAUUAGGUGCAGGAGUAGGCCAUUCGGCCCUUCGAGCCUGCACCACCAUUCAAUAUGAUCAUGGCUGAUCAUCCAACUCAGUAUCCCGUACCUGCCUUCUCUCCAUACCCCCUGAUCCCCUUAGCCACAAGGGCCACAUCUAACUCCCUCUUAAAUAUAGCCAAUGAACUGGCCUCAACUACCCUCUGUGGCAGAGAGUUCCAGAGAUUCACCGCUCUCUGUGUGAAAAAAGUUCUUCUCAUCUCGGUUUUAAAGGAUUUCCCCCUUAUCCUUAAGCUGUGACCCCUUGUCCUGGACUUCCCCAACAUCGGGAACAAUCUUCCUGCAUCUAGCCUGUCCAACCCCUUAAGAAUUUUGUAAGUUUCUAUAUGUGAUAUAUGAUAUAUGAUAUAUGCGUUAUGUGAAACAAACUGCCAGAGGAUGUAGUUGAGGCAGGACAAUAACCUCUUGAUCACCGUGCAUGCAUCCCCUGUUGACAAAUCAUGUUGCAAUGGAUAUGCACAUGCCUGCAGCAUAACGAUGAGUAGGCCUACAGGG